Messenger RNA from Lodderomyces parapsilosis, 3111 nucleotides. RefSeq lists its product as uncharacterized. The record is from RefSeq and is a predicted model, not a curated record. Bases 1 to 3111 code for a protein of 1036 amino acids. Gene Ontology annotation, biological process: intracellular protein transport; endosomal vesicle fusion; autophagy. The transcript has a single exon. Gene Ontology annotation, cellular component: fungal-type vacuole membrane; cytoplasm. NCBI's taxonomy places the organism in Eukaryota, Fungi, Ascomycota, Pichiomycetes, Serinales, Debaryomycetaceae. Gene Ontology annotation, molecular function: protein binding.
AUGAACAUAGACAUCAUUGAACCCUCAAUCAGGAUACGAAUACCACGUGCACGUCAAAACAACCUCAAGGCAACAGCAGUACUUCAAUUGGAGAGUCAUAUUUAUGUCGGAUGCAACAACGGGGAUUUGCUUGUAUUCAGUAUUUCGGGUCAAUCAGAACCCAUCAAAGAGCCAGAAUAUCCCACUAUUAAUAGUUCGGCUCCAACUUUUCAAUCACUGGCAACAAGAUCGGUUCGAUCGUUAAAAUCAUAUGCUGAUUCGCGCAACUUAUUCGCAGAGAAUCAUGGGUACACAUUGAUGGGCACAUACAAAAAUCUCAUUGGUGACGGCACCGGAAUUUCAUCUAUUCAAUUGCUUCCCCUUGUGAGUCAGCAACCCAAUACACAAAAAACAAUCGUUCUAAUUACUGGCGCCUCGUCGCUAAAGAUUUAUGAACUCGUGGGGAGUCACACCAACCUAGUUUAUUCUCUUGAGGAGACAAGGCUUGCUAAUCCUUUGUAUGUCGAUCACAACGAAAACCGCUUGUUAAUCAUUGGAUUCAAAAAGAGGUUGCUUAUUUUAUCCAUCACGAACAAAUCCCGUAAUGUUUUGCAAUUCAACAUAGUCAAAGAGAUUUCCUUGAAAGAUAGAAUACGAACGAUCAACAAGUACGAUGAGAAUCGAAUAUUGUUAGGAAUUGAAAGAGAUUAUGUCUUGUUGGAGUUGAACACAUUCGGGAUUAGUCUGAUGACGGGAGGCGGUAAUCUGGAAAUUUUCACACACGCAACAUCAUUCACCUAUUUCGGUUUAUCAGUGUCGGAUUCUCUGGUUUGGACUUUGCUUACAGGAGGUAACUUGAUUAUCCUCAUCAAAGAUACGACUGUUGUACAGCUUGAUAAAAGCAGCAAUACAAUUUCUACAUCUCCUAUCAAGUUAUCAACGGUUCCAUUAGCGGUGGUGUUCAUCAAUCCCAUGUAUUUGGUUGUUAUUUACUCAAAGCGAUUGGAGGUGAUAGACAUAAAAGGAUCCAUCAUUCAAAAGUUUCUGCACCAUAUAAUGUCGAAUCAAAUUUUGGCUGACUUUGAUGGCUCAACGUUGGUCUUGGCAUCAGGGUCAAACAUCUUCCAAUUGAACGUAGUUUCUUACCAACAACAGCUAACACAAUACUUGAGCAUCAGUGGUCGAAUUCUGGGCACAUCCAGACAACUCGACAAUGAUUUGAAACUCAUUGGGACAGAUAAGGCUAUUCAGCUUGUGACUCUAUUACCAUCUGAUAGUGGUGAUUAUUUCGAUACUGUUAAAUCAAAAGAACUAAAACUACGGGACUUAUACAAAUUAAAGGCAGUUUACUUGUUUGAAGCAUAUUCGAAAUACCAUGAAUCAUUGGUUGAAAUCGGCUCAGAAUGGUUGCUUUCGUUUCGUGACGUGCUCGCUCUAUUUCCGGAUUUUUUGAACGCUGAGAUUCGCCUUGGAAAGAAUGAAGGCAACGGAAAGGGAGCGCCUUUGCAAAACACACUGAACCCAGUCAAGCAUAUUACCAUAGAGGAUUUAGAAUCAAAUCCAAUAACUGAAUCUGAAUACGAGACGGAUGCUACUGCUAGAAAAUCAAUCAAGCCAGUAAAACGGUCUUUGAAGAUGCAAAAUACGCGGCGCUUUGUCAAAGCCGUAAACAACUUGAUAAUCUAUCUAACAGAACAAAGACGGAUACUAUUACAAUUCCAAGCCAAACGAACUAUUCAAUGGAAACAUGUUGAGCUCGAACCGAUAGACAUCUACCCUCCUGUGGAGAAUCAAUUGAAACAAGUUUCGAUAAUUAUUGACACAUCCUUGUUCCUUUGCUAUUUCUAUUGUAAACCCAUGUUGCUCGGUCCAUUACUUCGUUUACCGAAUAAUCAAUGUGAUUCAAAAAUUGUGCACCAGUGUUUGAUGAGCAAUGUGCAUAAUCAUAUACAGCAGAGGAAUCUCAAACAACCAAACUUUAUAAAGGAGUUGCUUGAUUUUUAUUACGGUCGUGGGUUACACAAGGAAGCGUUACAAAUGAUGUAUAAUUUAGCACAUGAUGAAGUUCAACCUAGUCAUUCAAAUGAGGAUGAUAAUGUGUAUGAUGAUUUCAUUAGGAGUCCGCAAUUGACAGUGCAGUAUUUACUGAAGUUGACAAAUGAGCACUUAUCGCUCAUAUUGGAAUAUGCUGAAUGGGUCAUCGACGACGAUGCACUGAAUAGUAAAAGGUUGUUUAUGAAUGAUUCAUAUGAAUGCGAGAGUUAUGAUCCCGAAAUGAUUUAUCUGUUCUUCAUCAAAAGAAAAUCAUAUUCCACCGCCGUUACAUAUUUGGAAUGGUUAUUAAACGAAAGUGAUAUAAAAGAAAAGUUGAAAAAAACCAAAUCAUUCAACGCUUUCGAAACAAAGCUUUGUUGUUUGUAUUUGAAGGAAAUCAAGAAUGAAGUGAAUAAGGAUGAGUAUUAUAAUAAGCUCUGCACGGUGUUGUCACAAAGUGAGCUUUAUGACCCUUGGCCAGUGUUGAAGGAUAUACCAACCACCGAUGAUAAAAUGUUGAGAUUGACUGUUUUUGUUUACAAAAGACUUGAAGAGCAUGAAAAAGCCAUUGAUGUAUUGUACAGCCAAUUGAACGAUUUGGAUGCGGCAAUGAAGUAUUGCUCACAGAUGUAUGAAAAACCCAAUGGCGCCAUCUUGGGUACAAAUUUGUUUCAUAAAUUACUUGAAGAUUUGCUUUUAGAUCUAGAGGAAAAUAUUGAUGAUAUUUCUACUUUGCUAUCUCAAGAAGGGUCGAAAAUGUCGGUGCACAAAGUGUUUGAACUUCUUCCCCCAUCAUUUCCAUUAAAUAAAUUAUCACAUUUCCUUACGAGUCAGAUUCAAAAAGUUGGCAACAAAGUGCAUGAGUCUAGAAUGUGUUCUCAAUUGUACAAGGCAGGCUCGACGAAUUUGAAGCACAAGGUACUCAAUUUGCAAGAUGAAGCUUACAAGAUCAACUCUAGUAAGCAAAAGUGUUCGAUAUGUAAUGAGAGGUUGGGUUAUGGCUAUUUCACUGUGUCGAGUGACGAGUCUAUUGUGCACUAUGGAUGUGCUCAGAAGAUGAAAAAUGUCAAGGAAAUUGAUAGAGUAGCGAAAAAGUAG